CACUUAAAACGAGAUAAAUGUGUAUUCGGGCGUUGGAGUCAUUGGAGAGAGAAAGACAAAGCAAAGCUAUGAGUGCAAAAAGUACAAGUGGCACGACAUAUAUACCUAAAUAAAUACAUUUACGUGAUUACGUUUGACUGGUUUGACUCCUUUUACUACGAAUAUCUGUUACAUUUAACAAAGCUGAUUGAAUAUAAUAUCUAUGAUUACUUAUAAAAAUAUUGCAAAGUCGGAUUUAAGAUAAGGUAAUAUAUCUUGAUAAGAGAGCAAAAUGUCAGACGACGUGAAGGUUUUGUUGAAGGAAGCCCGCGAGGCCUUCAAGCAAAAUGAGUAUCUGGAAGUUAUGAAGAAAUGCAAGAAGGUUUUGAAAAAAGACAAAAGCAAUUAUGGGGCAUUAGUUCUGUUAGCCCGUUCCAUGCAGGAGGUGGAGGAAUUUAAGUCACAGGUGUCCUUGGUCCUUCAAAAGGCUGUGGAGGUGCAACCGAACAAUCCACUGGCCUGGCAAGGUUUAGUGGCACACUAUGAAAAAGCUCCGCAGGACCAUGACAAUUGGGGAAAACUGGCUCUGGCGUAUUGCAAACUGUUACAGUUAGAUAGUGAGUCUGCUAAAUUCACGCAUUUCGUGAAUAAAAUUUCCGAGAUUGUCUUACGUAUCAAGAAUGAUGACGUACUGUCUGAGGCGUUGAGCACAUUCAGCGUGUUACGAGAAGUUUCUAACAAAGAGAAGAUAAAUCUGAUCGAUAAGACCCUGGUAUGGGUCUUAUCAGAAUAUCCUAGUAACAGAAUAACCGAGCAUCAGGAGCUUUAUGAAAAUGUGCUGGCAUCUGUAAUAAAAGAUGUAGAUCUAGUGAAUAGACAAGAGUAUUACAGGAAAUAUCUUAAAAUACUGUAUGAUUCAAAUAAAUUUAGAAGGUUGCUAAUAGCCGCUGAAGACAUGCAUAUUCAAUUUCCGCAGGAUACUUGUCCUCUAGAAUGGUUAUGCCGUGUCUACUACGAAGAGGCUGCAUCGCGUGAAAAUGAACUUGAAAUUAACAUAACUCAGUUUUACGAGACACUCUUAAAAUUGAAUGCAAAUUCCGAGACUGCAUUUAUUGCAAAGGCGGCGUAUUUAAAAAGAACAAACGAGUUAAUUGAUUCGCGUGAUUCUUUGAAGCAAGUAAUCUCGUUAAAUGGACAAUCGUUUUAUGCCUGGUUGAUGUUGAGCCAAGUACACUGUAAGCUUUACUGUUGGGAAGAAACCGAGAAUGCUUCCAGAAAAGCAUUACGAUCGAUAAAAUCCAAUUUAAAGGACAAAUUUCAACAUGAAAUCAAGUUGAGAUUGCUUGAAGCAAUAAGUAGAAGUAGUAACAAACAAAAAUUGAUGGAAGCGCGUCAGAUGUGCGAAGAGUUGUUGAGCGUCGAGUCUUCCGUACAAUUGCAAGUGAUACAUGCACGCACAAAUAUAUUAUUGGACGAGCCUAAUGCUACUGCUGUAUUAAGUAGCUUGGAAUCUCAGGACGAAACUAAACUUCAAGCUCUUAUUCUCAAAGCGUUGCAUCUGCAAAAGCACAAACGAUACGAGGAAGCUAUUAACGCUCUCGAGUUAGUUUUAGAAAAUUCCGAAGCCUGGUUGCUGUUUGGUAAAAUAUAUUGGGAUAUGGGAGACUACAACCACAGUCUAAUGGCAUUCUUAAAUGGCGUCCAAGUGGAUCGCAAUAAUUGGGAAUGCAUGCUUUAUCUAGGACAUUAUUAUCGCGAGCAUAGUAACGACAUCGAACGCUCGAGAAGGUGUUACCACGCCGCGUUACAAAUCAAUCCGAAUUCCGAGGAAGCUGGUAUCGGAUUAAGCACAGCUUAUCGUCUUCUAAAAAAUACCGAUGCCAAUAUACAACUAUUGCAAAGAGUAACUAUGCAAGGUACUGGGCCGAAAUGGGCUUGGCUCCAACUGGGCUUACACUACUUGGAUCAAGGUGACGCGGGACAAGCUAUCACGGCAUUGCAGCAUGUGAUUAGAGCCGAUCCUAAUGACAAUCACAGCUGGGAAUCUCUGGCAGAUGCAUAUUUAGCACGCGGCGCUCACACAUCGGCACUAAAAUCGUAUCAACGCGCGCUACAGCUGAGCCCAGGAUCCCUGUAUCCCAUGAUACAACUCGCGAAUAUCAAACUGCUUAUUGGUCAACAUAACGAAGCCAAGGAAGACUUCGAAAGUAUAUUACAGAACGAUAAACAGCAUAUUCUUGCGUUAAAAGGUCUGGCACAAGCGUGCUUAGGUCUAGCGAGGCAAAAUAUCGCGAAACAAUUUCUAUGUCGCGCGAGAGAAAAUUUACAACAAGCGGCAGACAGUUUGACAGAUGCUAUUAUGAUACGCAGUGAUCUGCUUUGCAAUUGGAAAUUGCUUGGCGACGUGUGUAACAGAAUAAUCACUAUACCAGAAAAAUAUUGUUAUCUAAGGAUUAAAUCUGUUUUAAUGAAGUGUGAUAGUGACGAAAAAUAUAUAAAUAUUAAAGGAGAUGAAAUACUCAUGUUGUCAAUAAGAUGUUUUUGUCGAGCAUUAUCCAUGCAAAAUUCUUCAUCAUUAUGGCAUGAUUUAGCCUGCUGUUAUUUGAUGCAACUAGAUCGCCACUCUACGGUCAAUAAGAACGACGUGGCAGCCAAGUGCUACGCGGCUGCAAAACACGCCGUUAAAGUCUGCCCGCAAUCGUGGCUACAUUGGAACGUACUGGGUGUUAUUUGUAUGUCGAUAUAUAUAAAAAAUUAUGCCCUGGCUCAACAUUGUUUUAUUAUGGCGAUCGAUAGAGAGUCGAACAAUGCAGUAGCUUGGAGCAAUUUGGGAGCGUUGUACUUGCAUUUAGGAGAUAUCUACAAAGCGAACGAAGCAUUUUCUCGCGCGCAACGCGCGGAUCCUAAUUACGUGAACAGCUGGAUCGGACAAGGAUUAAUCGCGGACAAGACCCAGAGAAAGGAAGCGAUGGAUCUGUUCCGGCAUUCGACGCAAUUGAGUUAUCACAAUCAAGCAGCUUUAGGCUAUGCUCAUUGGGUACUUACUAUUCUCCUAAAUCCCGCAAUGAAGAAAGAUCCAUUGUUGGUGUACGUUAUCGAAAACAUGCACGCGAUACCUGCAGCGGCCGACGUUCUUACUUGGUACACGGAACGCGAGCCGCAUGAUGUUUAUGCCUUAAAUACCCAUGGUUUAUUAUUGGAACGACUGAAAUUGUACAACACGGCGGCUAAGCAAUUUGCCACAGCUUUAAAACUGAGCGAGGAUGAAGAGAGGGAUAUGAUAUCCAUUAACUUAGCACGCAUCUGGAUUCAAAUCGGAAAAUACGAAGAAGCGGUGGCAUUAUGCAAACAAGUCAAAUGUGCAAAUUUCAAUUCUCAGUGCCAUCUAGCAUUAUCGUUGUUCAAAGCCAAGCAAUAUGAAGAAUCGUACAAUACAUAUGAAGCAGCCUUACACUGGCUAGCAGACACUGGCGCGGAUAAAGCCAAUAUCUUGUGCGCGAUGGCUGCGAUUGCUUACAUGUUCCAAGGGGCAGAUGCCGUCAAGACUCUGCUAUUCCAAUGUGUACAAAUAGAACCACCUAUUGUAACUGGUCUCUUAGCGACCGCUUCAUUAGGAAUUUUGCAUGACGACGUUAAUUUGACUUCUUUGGUAUUGAACGAAUUGAAAUCAUACGAAAAUCAUCACGAGUACGGUUAUCACGUCGUCACACUGUCAGCAUAUUAUCAAGUUAUACAGGGAAAUCUCGCCCAAGCCAUUCGAAUACUCACCAAGGCUAUUUUCAGACAUCCUAACGAUGUUAGAUAUUGGGUGCGUUUAGUUCAAGUUUCAUUGCUGGAUGGAAAUUUGGAUAUUUUCCGUAAAUGUGCUCCAGCAGCAUUGACGCUAAGCAGAAAUACAUCCAUGACUGAUAUUGUACAUGUUGCUUGCGCAUCAGCGUACAGUCAUUUCGGCACGAAAGAGGGUCUCAGACAAGCUCAGAAAAAUGUAUUUACAUAUCCCAGUAAUGUUGAGAGCUGGGCUGGUCUUGUUGCAGCCCUUUUAUUCAGAUGUGUAAAUAAAGACUGCACUCCAAUUAACAGUCAGUGGGUAUUGUCAUUAAUAUCAAUAAUAAAAUCGCAAUUUCAAACUACCGAAAAUAUAUCACAAUGGUUACUUCAUAACGAGAAAAAACUUUACUAUAAUCUCGAAGCUAACAAAACCUCGCAGCUUACGUGAAUUAAAAAUAUUUUAUUAUGGUUCUUUGUAAAAAAAAUAUGUAGUGUAUUUUUUCUAUGUUGUAAAAUUGUGUAUAAUAAAUCUAAAUUAGCUUGAAGUAAUUGUAAAUCUUUUAUUGACUCUUAUUACGUGAACAAUGUAUCAAUUUAUAGAAAGAUGCGUUGAUCGAAGAAGAUAUGUAAAUUACUAAUUAUUUAAUAAAAAACAAACUUUGACCAUCAUCGAUCGAAACAAA
Messenger RNA from Wasmannia auropunctata (little fire ant), 4430 nucleotides. RefSeq names its product tetratricopeptide repeat protein 37. Gene Ontology annotation, molecular function: protein binding. The transcript has 14 exons. Gene Ontology annotation, cellular component: Ski complex. Lineage: Eukaryota; Metazoa; Arthropoda; Insecta; Hymenoptera; Formicidae. The record is from RefSeq and is a predicted model, not a curated record. The coding region runs from base 272 to 4195 and encodes 1307 amino acids.